CUUCAGUUUCAACCAAAACUCGGUUCGCUUGAGAUCGUCCGCCGCCCACGGUUGCGGAGGAAAUCAGCGGUGCCUCAACCAACAUUGGACCUGCUCAGGACAAGCAGCUAUAACCUUAAACCAGCAAAUCCCUGCCCAAGUUUUCCGUCUGACUCUCCUUGUUGGAUUGGAUGAAGACCGGGAUCGUCAUGGUUCAUGGUUUUUCUCUCUUGUAAGAACCAGUCUUUUAAAUCUGUGUUUGUCCAUCACUUAUCACAAAUCUCUCAACCCCUUUUCUGAUUUGAACCUCGUCCGUUUCGGGAAGACCUCUUUAUGAUCCUUCUUCUCCGUUCCAUCACGUCGUUCCAGGAAUAAGAGCUACUCUGCUUCAUAGCUGCAUACAAAGUUGCUUUAAGAGAUGAGCUUCGGAGCAGCAGAGGAAGAUUCGGCUCCACAGAUUCAACUCCCAGCAGAUGUGGAUUGGCAUAUGCUUGACAAAUCAAGAUUCUUCUUCCUUGGAGCAGCACUGUUCUCGGGUGUAUCGGCUGCUCUCUACCCAGCUGUGGUGCUCAAGACGAGGCAACAAGUCUCGCACACAGCGGUCUCUUGCUUCAAGAUGUCGUUCUCCAUCAUGCGGCAUGAAGGCCUGAGAGGGUUCUACAGAGGGUUUGGCACGUCCCUGAUGGGCACAAUCCCAGCAAGGGCUCUUUAUAUGGCUGCCCUUGAGGUCACCAAGAGCAGUGUUGGGUCAGCCACUGUGAAGCUAGGGCUCUCGGAGACCAGUGCCCUGGCCAUUGCCAAUGCUGUGGCAGGGCUGAGCUCGGCAAUGGCUGCUCAGCUCGUGUGGACCCCAGUGGAUGUGGUUAGCCAGAGAUUAAUGGUCCAAGGCCAACAGAAUGGCUUCACUAGCAAAAAGAGCUUAAUUGAUCAAGUGGGUAUUGAUUCUUGUAGGUACAAAAAUGGUCUCGAUGCAUUCAAGAAAAUACUAUGUGCCGAUGGUCUGAGAGGCUUAUACAGAGGAUUUGGCAUUUCAAUUUUGACGUAUGCACCUUCAAAUGCGGUUUGGUGGGCUUCUUAUUCCGUGGCCAAUAGGCUCAUCUGGGGUGGUUUUGUGGGCCAAAGUGGCGACAGAAGCCGAAAAGACAGCUGCUCUUCUCGUUCUUGCUUUGGGGCUGAAUCAAGAUCAAUGCCGACGGUGGCUGUGCAGGGUCUGAGCGCAGCAAUGGCAAGUGGGGCUUCUGCAAUAACCACCAUGCCAUUGGACACAAUCAAGACGAGAUUGCAAGUGUUGGAUGUAGAAGAUAAUGGCAGAAGAAGAGCACUCACUACCAUGCAGGCUGUGAGGAGCAUGGUGAGAGAAGGUGGGUUUGGUGCUUGUUACAGAGGGUUGGGACCAAGAUGGGCUUCAAUGGCCAUGUCUGCAACAACCAUGAUCACCACCUAUGAGUUCCUGAAGAGAAUAUCUGCUAAAAACCAGGAAUGCUUCAGUUCUUGAUUGAAGGAUUAGAUCGAAGCAGAACAUAUGAGAUGGCACAAUUUUUCUCUUUCUGUUUAGAUAGAUAUUUUCUCAGAUUCCUUUUUAGAUAGAUGCUCUCAAAUUGGCAACAUUUGGUCUGCUUGAGAAAAAGGGCUCACUGAAUGUAAAUCAAUCUUAACUUCAAGAUAAUGAAUGUAGAAUU
This is a messenger RNA of Rhodamnia argentea, 1658 nucleotides long. RefSeq names its product solute carrier family 25 member 44-like. The transcript has 2 exons. Gene Ontology annotation, biological process: transmembrane transport. Lineage: Eukaryota; Viridiplantae; Streptophyta; Magnoliopsida; Myrtales; Myrtaceae. The record is from RefSeq and is a predicted model, not a curated record. Bases 398 to 1474 code for a protein of 358 amino acids.